AUGACAUCCUACAAGCAAGAGCAGUUAUCACUUUGUAUUCGGUAUGUUAAGGACUUGGAAGUAAAUGAGCGAUUUAUUUGUUUUAUGGAUGUUUCAAGUGGCAGAGGAGCAUCACAUUUAGCUAGUACAAUUUUGACUGCAAUUGAAAAGUAUAAUAUUCAUAAAAUACCAUUAGUAGCUCAAUCUUAUGACGGAGCUAAUGUAAUGUCAGGGUCAGUAUCUGGAGUUCAACAAAAAAUUCGAGAACACUAUCCAGAGGCAGUAUAUAUUCAUUGUUUAGCUCAUAAACUAAAUUUAGUUGUUUGUAAUACUUGCAGUAGUAUCAAGGAAGUAAGAAAUUUCUUUAAUACUCUUGAAGCUAUAUACGUUCACUUUUCUCAACCUGGUAUUAAUAAUGAACUGACUAAUUUGUUAUCUGAAAUGAAAAUUAAACCAUUAUCUAUCACGAGAUUGUGUGAAACAAGAUGGGCCUGUCGCUUCAAAAAUUGUGAUGCUGUAUUAAACAAUUUUGGUGCGAUAAUUAGCAUUUUAGUAAGAGAAGUUGACGAAGGUUUAAAUAGAGAUGUGCCACAAGCAAUUGGUCUCUUGAACAUGAUGAAAACCCCAACAUUUGUAUUUCAUCUAUUUAUAUUCCAUGAAGUAUUGAAAAUAAUAAAUAUACUGAGUAAGCAGUUGCAGCAAAAAAAUACUAAUUUGAGCAAUGCUACAAAUACCAUAAAUGGAGUGAUAAAAACAUUUGAAGAAAUGAGAAAUAUUGAUCACUUUUCUGGAAUUUGGGAUAAAAUUUCAAAUUUUGCAUCUAAAAAUGAUAUUUCACUUGAUAUUCCAAAAAAAUCAAAAAGACAGCGUACUGAACCUUAUCAUUUAAGAGACUUUGAUGUUACUGUUGCUACUGGUGCAGAACAACAGCUACCAAUUCAAUGUACAGAAACCGUAGACAAACAAAUUCAAAACUAUUGGCGUAAUCAUUUUUACAACCCUAUUGUUGAUACCAUUUUAAGUCAUUUAAAAUUAAGAUUUUCCGAAGAAUCGCAAGAAUUAGCCCAAGCAACAGAGAGUUUUAUAAGUCUUGACUUUACCAAUUCAUUAUAUUUUAUUAACCAUUACAAGGAUUUGUUUUCAAUAAACAUGGAGUGUUUAAAGUCGGAAAUGACAGUUGCUAGAAAUUGUGCAAUUCAACUUAGUAACAAAUUUGGCUUAAAAGAGCUAAAACAGGUAAUCAGUAAGACUGUUUAUCCAAAUCUGUUCAAGCUACUUCAAGUUGCCUUAGUUUUGCCGAUAUCAUCUGCUUCUUGUGAAAGAAGCUUUUCUGCAAUGAGAAGAAUAAAAUCUUGGACACGUACCACGAUGGGUCAGGAAAGACUAUCUGACUUAUCGAUAAUUCAUAUUGAGAGCGAUCUAGUCAUUGAUAAAGACAUCAUUUUAAAUAAGUUUGCUGAAAAUAAGCGCACGUUGCCUUUACAUUUUUAAUAAAUAAAUAAUAAUAAUAAAAUGUUUAGUUGUGUUUGUUUGAUUUUUAUUUUAUAUUUUUAUUUAUAUAAUAAUAUAUGGUAUAGUACUAUUGGGGUGUGUGAGGGGCGAAGCCCCUCACGAGUUUGGUCUGUUUCCUCAAAAAUGUUUGGUGCUUAAGCCCCCCUAAUGUUUUUGGGUGAUUUGCGCCUAUGCUUAUACCAGUCGUUUAUUUUGAAAGAAUCCUCAUUCCUCAACACUAUGUUCUAUGGUGUCUUCCUUAAGUUUGACGGAUGGGGCUUGAAAUGUUGAUGGAUCGAAACGUUUUAUUUUAUCUUGUUUGAAUAAUUCAAUAAAAUUAGCGUUAUCGCGCAAAAGUUGUUUAGGUACUUUUGAAUAACUCUGAGCCAUAUAGAAUACAUCAACUAAAUUAUGCCGACCUCUGGAGAAGUAAGUUCUUGCAAUCUUUUGGUUUUCAGUAAUAAUAUCGUCGAAAAUAAACACAGAGUUUGGUAAAGCUUGCUCAGGUUCAAUAACUUGUUCGUUUUCAUAGAAUGUAAAUAAUCCAACAUCAACAAUACUUCAAUUAGCAUUUUAUAUUUGGGUUGAUCCAAUGUUUUUGAAUAUAUGUAUACGUUAUGGAAUCAUAUUCCGUUUAUAUUGGUUAAUAAGGUAAAUAUUAAAUUAGUUUUCCCACAGCUGGAAGGACCGACGAUGAGUGCACGUAUCGUAUUAGGUAGCAGCGAUCCAUGUCUAUGCUGUUGAGCAGUUGUAGGUGGGUCCACGUUUUCAACUGUUAGUUUUAUAUCUUGCUUGAUAAACUUCAUUAUAAAUAACUGAGCAACGAUGAUAAAUCAAUCAAUACACAAUGUCACUCGCUCGAAGAAGCAACAAGAAUAAGGGUGGUGGGCUUAUCAACACGCUUAUAAAUAAAUUGCCGUUGGAAGUUCACGUGCCUGGUAAGUCCAGAAUAAUAAAUCCGAUAUUAACAUAAUAAUAAUAAUAUUUAUAUUUUUUUUAGGUUAUCAAUACUGUGGACCUGGUACAAAUUUAAAAAAACGAUUAGCUCGUUUUGACAAAUAUGACCUACUAGACUCUGCUUGUAGGGACCACGAUAUUGCAUACGAGUGAUAGCAACUCUAUCGCAGAUCGUAACAAAGCCGAUUAUAUAUUAGAACAGCGAGCCUGAGAUAGGUUGAAGUCAAAAGAUUCAAGUUUAAAAGAAAAAGCUGUGGCUUGGGGUGUGACUACUUCCAUGAAAGCGAAACGUAAAGUAGGAGGCUGCUGCGGUUUUAAAGCACCACUUAAAGCCACUAAAGACGUUAUAAAGAAAAAUACCGGUCAAAAAAACUUGAUGAAAUUGACUAAAAAAUGUGUAGCCGUCACGAGAAAAUCAUUCAAAACUAAGAAGACAAAAGUUCCUUGAACAAUAAAUAUUCCGAAAAAAGGCGGUGCGCUACCACUCAUACCGAUUUUUGCCGGGUUGUCAGCUCUGGGAGCCCUGACUGGCAGUGUAGCCAACGUUGUGAAGGUUGCUAAUGAAUUUAAUAGAAACACUCCUUCGCAUUUAGGCAAAGGGCUAUAUCUCACUCCGUAUAAAGGCAACUCAUACAAAAUAGAAACACCUCAUAAAAGUGGUAGGGGUGUAAAAGCGAAAAAAACUAAUAUCUACGUUACCCAGUAGAGCGUUGUACGAUUUCGAACUUAUAAAAAUCGCUAGUUUAAUGAAAAUACCUAAUUUCAGCGGCGUGUUUAACAGAGAUAUAUUAUGUACACGUUCUAAACGCUUAGAGUCAGCGAUUAUCAUCCUGGAUACGAGGGAAAGUACAGGAACGCAUUGGGUAGCGUAUAAGAAAAUCGGAAAAAGAGUCGAAUAUUUUACGACAGUUUUGGAAAUUUACCUCCACCAUUAGAAGUACAAAAAUAUUUUCACGGAUGUGACAUACAUUUCAAUUACAGCAGAGAGCAGAAAUAUAAUACUGCAAACUGUGGACACUUGUGUUUAAAAUUUUUAUCAUGUUCACAUUAACGUUAACCGGAAGCUCGAGUGCGUUGUCAUGCGAGAUCUUUCCACCGUUGGAAGUAGAAAAUACUGUUCACUGUUCAGAUAGGUCUUUUAAGCUUACAGACAAAUAAUUCUAUACCAAACAUAGAACCUGGUUGUAAUACUAUUGCCUUCCGUAAUUUGAUCAAUGAAAAUGUGUGCGUAAUUAAACCUACGGAAACAUUUGAGUUGGAUCAGUUAGAGUCUAUUAUACAAAAAAUGAUGCCCGACUAUGUCAGUAUGUUUGAAUUAAAAGCAAACAGUAGAACAUUAAAGUGUAUAAUAUCGUGCAGCCAUGAAGUUGAUUUAGGAGUUGAGAAUAGCAUAGCGGAAUUGUUAGGUUUUAAAAAUGUACUAUACACUACUGGUGCUACUCAUUAAUCUGAAAAUAUUGUCAACAUAAUGAAAAUAAACUGUAUAAAAGUAAAGUGUAAUUUAAUCACCGGCUCAUUCUGUGACGGAGUGCCGAGCCAGAUCAUACACGAGCUCUAUCCUACUGUACCUGUUGGAUAUAAAAUCGUUGAGGUACCUAGGCAUCCAGUUUUUUAUGGUCUCAACACGACUUCGAUAACUAAAGUAAAUAUCGUGCAAAAAGAUCAGAACGAUUGU
Molecule: messenger RNA, 4102 nt
Organism: Myzus persicae (green peach aphid)
Lineage: Eukaryota; Metazoa; Arthropoda; Insecta; Hemiptera; Aphididae
Product: zinc finger MYM-type protein 1-like
Exons: 6
Coding region: 1-1470 (489 amino acids)
Molecular function (GO): protein dimerization activity
Source: RefSeq, a predicted model, not a curated record